Heteronotia binoei (common prickly gecko) is the source of this 1032-nucleotide messenger RNA. RefSeq names its product olfactory receptor 6N2-like. Lineage: Eukaryota; Metazoa; Chordata; Lepidosauria; Squamata; Gekkonidae. The record is from RefSeq and is a predicted model, not a curated record. Gene Ontology annotation, molecular function: olfactory receptor activity; G protein-coupled receptor activity. Bases 1 to 1032 code for a protein of 343 amino acids. Gene Ontology annotation, biological process: G protein-coupled receptor signaling pathway. The transcript has a single exon. Gene Ontology annotation, cellular component: membrane.
AUGCUAAUCACUACACCAUCUUGGGGGCACUGGCAAAGUCUCAUAGACAAAGGAAACCUGUGUCUGGGCUUUUUUGCAGAAGCAGAACCCAUCAAUUCCACAUCAGUGACUGAAUUUGAGCUGGUUGGUUUCCUGGACCUACAGAAUUUUCACAUGCCCGUCUUCCUCGUCUUGCUGGUGAUUUACCUGCUUAUCCUGAGUGGAAACAGCAUCAUUUUCACCCUCAUCUAUGCCCACCCCCGUCUUCAUAUCCCCAUGUAUUAUUUUAUUGCCAUCUUGGCUGUCCUGGAGGUCUUCUACACCACUGUUACCAUGCCCAAAAUGCUGGUUGACCUUCAGAAAAGCACUCAAUCCAUCUCUCUCCAUGGCUGCCUUCUGCAAAUCUAUUUUUUCCACGCACUGGGGAUCACAGAGGCUUGCUUGCUCACAGCCAUGGCUUAUGACCGGUACUUAGCCAUCUGCACCCCAUUAAAAUAUUCCACCACAAUGACCACCAAACUAUGUUUCCAGCUGGUGCUGGGAUGCUGCGCGUGUGGCUUCACCUGUCCCUUGCCAGAAAUCAUCCUGACUUCCCAGCUGCCUUUCUGCGGCCCUAAUCACAUCAAGCACAUGUUCUGUGAUUUCCCUCCGCUGAUCAGCCUGGCCUGCGCCAACAUAUCAACCAGCAUCAUCGUGGACUUCUCCCUUCACUCAGUUGUCAUCCUCAUCCCCAUUUUUCUUAUCCUCUUCUCAUACGCCAAGAUCCUCCAAGUCAUCAUCAGGAUCAAGAGCUCGAAAGGGCGCCAGAAGGCCUUUUCCACCUGUGCCUCCCAUCUCAUCGUGGUUUUGGCUUUCUUUGGAACCAUCAGCUUCAUGUACAUGCGCCUGACAUGGAUCGGGUCCCUGCAUUAUGAUCGGAUCAUUGCGGUAAUCUAUGCUGUUCUCACCCCUCUCUUCAACCCCAUUAUCUACAGUCUGAGAAACAAAGAAAUCAGAGAUGUGAUCACGCAGCUCGCCAGCUCCUCUCAUCUGUCCUAUUGCGACAAGAGGUAG